AUGCCAGACUCCUAUCCGACUUACGACUCGUUUCGCACUGACCAGGGUCUUCCGAUUUCCAAUGGCAGUUCGAUCUCGACGCUGGACAUCUCCGGCGGUACACAGCAAGCACCAAACAGUGUGCUUCGUGUUAUUAUCGAGAAUAUGAUCUAUCCAGUGACCCUGGACGUCCUGCACACACUCUUCUCUCGCUAUGGCAAAGUGCUGAGGAUCAUAACAUUCAACAAGAAUAACACGUUCCAAGCACUGGUCCAGAUAAGCGAGGCUAAUGCCGCACAACUCGCCAAACAGAACCUCGAAAACCAAAACGUCUACAACGGGUGCUGUACUUUGCGUAUUGACUACAGCAAAUUGAGUACACUUAAUGUGAAGUAUAAUAAUGACAAAAGUCGUGACUAUACGAAUCCUAAUCUUCCUUCCGGAGAAAUCAGCCUCGAGCAGCAGCUAGGACUCGGAAUCCCAGGUCUUCAAUCACUUCUACCGACGGCAUCCCCCUAUUCAUUUGCAUUCGGGACCAAUCCAGCGGCCACAUUCAUCCCUUCGACGAUAGGAGCAGAGGCAACUGCCCUGUCUCAGUACCUUCCGUCAUUGACAGCUCUCGGUGGAGCCGUCGGCGGUCUUACCCCAUCAACGCUCACCUCUCUACGAUUUCCCGUUAACAUACUCAGUAUUACAUCAGUGGUUUUGGUAUCGAAUUUGGACGAAAAUAAGGUAUCUCCCGACGCCCUCUUCACUCUGUUCGGUGUCUAUGGAGACGUAGUUCGUGUGAAAAUUCUCUAUAACAAAAAGGAUAAUGCCUUGAUACAGUACUCGGAACCUCAACAAGCCCAGCUAGCCAUGCAGCAUCUGGACAAAAUCCGAUGGCACGAUCGUGUGAUUCGGGUUGCACCAUCCAAACAUAACAACGUUCAAUUACCAAAAGAGGGUCAACCAGACGCGGGUCUAACCAGAGAUUAUUCCCAUUCACCGUUACAUCGCUUUAAAAAGCCUGGCAGCAAGAACUACAUGAACAUAUAUCCACCCAGCUGUACCCUUCAUCUGUCUAACAUUCCACCGAACAUUUCCGAACAAACGCUGACCGAAGCAUUUGAGACGAAUGGCUUCACUGUGAAGGCGUUUAAAUUCUUUCCGAAGGAUCACAAAAUGGCACUGUGCCAAUUGGAAGACGUCGAAACGGCCAUCGACGCCCUCAUCGCUAUGCACAAUCACAAAUUGGCCGAGAACGCUCAUCUACGGGUCUCGUUCUCCAAAUCUGGAAUCUAG
Haemonchus placei is the source of this 1263-nucleotide messenger RNA. The record is from the annotation of a GenBank genome assembly. Lineage: Eukaryota; Metazoa; Nematoda; Chromadorea; Rhabditida; Trichostrongylidae.